Alexandromys fortis (reed vole) is the source of this 434-nucleotide messenger RNA. RefSeq names its product thioredoxin-like protein 4A. Lineage: Eukaryota; Metazoa; Chordata; Mammalia; Rodentia; Cricetidae. The record is from RefSeq and is a predicted model, not a curated record. The transcript has a single exon. Gene Ontology annotation, cellular component: spliceosomal complex; U4/U6 x U5 tri-snRNP complex; U5 snRNP. The annotation marks the transcript as partial. Gene Ontology annotation, biological process: mRNA splicing, via spliceosome.
CAUUGUAGGAGCUUGGAACAGCAGGGAGAAUGGGCUUGUUUGUGGAAGUCUCUGGUGAGCAUUGCUGCUGCUUUCUCUUUCAGAAACAAACAUAUCAUGAUUGAUCUGGGCACUGGCAACAACAACAAGAUCAACUGGGCCAUGGAAGACAAGCAGGAAAUGGUUGACAUCAUAGAGACUGUGUACCGUGGCGCCCGCAAAGGCCGGGGUCUGGUGGUGUCCCCCAAGGACUACUCUACAAAGUACAGAUACUGAGCACUGCCCUCACAGGCUGUGCAGAGGACCUGGGGACCCCUCCAUGUAGAAAUACUCAGCUCUUCAAAGCCUUGGGAAGGGCCUGCAGCAGAACAUGGCUGGAGGCUGGAGGAUCCUUGAGAUGAGGGUUGUGGGGCCUUAACUAGCUGAAGCAAAUAAACGUGCAGUAGGGAACAGUC